CAUCGAAGGUGUUGCUUGUCGGUGCUGUAUCUGACCCAUUCCAUGGAUCGCUUCCUCUCUCUUCUUUCAAUGUUCUUGCUUGCUGCAGUCAGCCAUGCAGCUUUAUCCCCUCAGCUGGUUUACUGGCACUCUGUCCUCCCCAACACUCCCAUGCCAAGUGCCAUCAGUGACUUCAUAGACCCUGAUGUGCUUGCUGAGGAGAAGUCCGGUGUGAACGUGUACACGAAGGGGAAGAGCGGUGGCACCACCGUCAACGUCGGCCACGGCGGCGUCCAUGUUGCCACCGGGAAGCCUGGUCCCGGCACCAACGUGAACGUCGGGCAUGGCAGCGUCAACGAGAACACUGGCCACAAGGGAAAGCCGCGGGUGGUCGUCACUGUGCCCAACAGGAUCUAUAUCUAUAAUGCUGCCACCGAAACCCAAACCCAUGAUGACCCCAACGUCGCCCUCUUCUUCCUGGAGAAGGAGCUUCGGCCGGGCGCCAAAAUGAAUCUACACUUCACGAAGACCACCUCGGGCGGCGCUUCUUUCCUUACCCAGAAAGAAGCAGACGCCAUACCCUUCUCAUCAGCCAAGCUCCCGGAGAUUCUUGACCACUUCUCCGUCAAACCCGGUUCCGCGGAAGCCGAGGCGAUGAAGACGACGCUUCAGGAUUGCGAGGAACCGGCGGUGAGGGGAGAGAGGAAGUACUGCGCCACCUCGCUGGAGUCCAUGGUGGAGUUCAGCAUGUCGAGCCUGGGGACACGCGACGUCACGGCGAUGUCAACCACCGUCGCCAAAGUGGUGACGCCGCGGCAGCAGUACACGGUCACGGGGGUGAAGGCGCUGCCCGGGGACAGGCUGGUGGCUUGCCACCCGGAGGCGUACGCGUACGCGGUGUUCUACUGCCACGCCACGGCGACGAGCAAGGCUUACAGAGUGGGGCUGGUGGGAACGGCGGACGGAGUGGUGGUGGAGGCCGUGGCGGUGUGCCACACCGACACCAGUGCGUGGAACCCCAACCACGUGGCCUUCAAGGUGCUCAAGGUGAAGCCGGGGUCGGUGCCGGUGUGCCACUUCCUGCCGGAUGACAGCGUCGUCUGGAGCCGCAGCGGUUAAGGUAGAGCAUGCCCCUCGCCGUGUUCACUACCGAAGCCUCUAUAUAUAUGCUGUGUGUGUUCGUAUGUGUGCAAGCGAGAGCUCAAUCUGUAUCCUUUACUUUGUCUACGUACGCAUGGAGUGUUGAGUUGCUUAUGUUUGUUUCGCUGGUAGGUGUUGCAGACAUAGGUGCACUGUAUACUUUGUUAUAUAUUAAGUUUGACUAUAUAUUGUAAUUAUGGUGUUGAGACUAUGAUAAGUUUGACUGUGUCUCAGCUUGACGUGAAA
This is a messenger RNA of Musa acuminata subsp. malaccensis (wild Malaysian banana), 1365 nucleotides long. The record is from RefSeq and is a predicted model, not a curated record. Lineage: Eukaryota; Viridiplantae; Streptophyta; Magnoliopsida; Zingiberales; Musaceae.